Molecule: messenger RNA, 669 nt
Organism: Malassezia restricta
Lineage: Eukaryota; Fungi; Basidiomycota; Malasseziomycetes; Malasseziales; Malasseziaceae
Product: THO complex subunit 4
Exons: 4
Coding region: 1-669 (222 amino acids)
Biological process (GO): mRNA export from nucleus
Cellular component (GO): nucleus
Molecular function (GO): mRNA binding
Source: RefSeq, a predicted model, not a curated record
AUGGCAUCAAAUCUUGACAAGUCCCUCGACGAGAUCAUUUCAACCAAGCGCAAGCAGACGCCCCGCCCGCGCCGCAGCUCUGGCCCGCGCCAGUCGAGUUUGUCGCGUGGUAAGGGUGCCAAGGCAGCGGCUGUCGGCAGCGCUGCAGCUGCAGCAGCGGCCGUGAGCCAAGCUAACCGCCAGCAACCGCCUCUUGUCAUCCCUGGUCGUGGUCCACAGGGCCAGGGCAGCAAGGUGAUUGUCAGCAACUUGCCGACGGAUGUGACGGAGGCACAGGUCAAGGAGCUGUUUUCGACGACGAUUGGCCCUCUGCGCCGCGUGCUGAUGAGCUACCGCGCCAACGGCCAGUCGACAGGCGUGGUCACCGUCCAAUUCCAGCGUGCCGAGGAUGCUAGCCGCGCUUACUCACAAUACAACAACCGCCUUAUUGAUGGCAAGCGUCCGCUCAAGAUUGAGGUCGUGGUCGACCCGGCCCACGCCCCUGUCGUGGCACCCGAGGCGCCCAAGCCGUCCAAAAGUGCGCGGGCCAAGCGCAACGCGAAGGCCAAGCGCCGUCGCGAAGCCCGCCCCGCCAAGUCGCUGGAAGACUUGGACGCUGAGAUGGAAGACUACUCCAAGCAGGCGAGCUCCGAGGCCCAGCCGAUGCAGGACGCGCCCAGUGCAGCGUAG